AUGCGUGGCCCCAAGUCCAAGGACUUAGGGCUUUUUAUAAUGAGCAAGCAGGACUCAAAAAAGCGCCAGGGGAUAGCUCUGCAGCCAUUCUGGCUACAUAAUCGAGGAAGCACAGGGUCAGGGUUUGAAUCAUGUGGCCGAACUUACUCAGGAGUCUGGCCCAAGCCCAGCAGCCACUGCCUCACGUGCAUGGUGCUUCCCUGUGUGAUAACAACAGCAAUUGGAGUGCUCAUAAUAUGCCUGGUGAACAAUAGAGAAAAUGACAAUCCUUCCAAUACUAACAAGCUACCUGCAAACAAUGAGGAGCCUAUACUUAACAUUCCUGGAAUGACCUCUACUACUUCACAACCUGAAGGAACCACCAUGUCAACUGAACCCACAUCAAAAACCACUUCAACAGAAUCUAAAACCACUGCAAUGCCCAUUGAACCUACAACCACAUCGGCCAUCACCAUCAUUUCAACUGAUCCCACAACCUCACAAGCCAUCACUAUCACUUCAACUGAACCUACAACCUCAACAGCCACUGUGGUUACUUCAACAGAACCUACAACCACAUCAGCCAUCACCGUUUCUUCAAAUGAACCCACAGCCUCAACAGCUACCACCAUUGCUUCAACGGGACCUACAAACACAACAACCAUCACUAUUGCUUUACCUGAACCCUCAACCUCAAUAUCCAUCACCAGCACUUCAACAGAACCUACAACCACAGCAUCCAUCACUAUUGCAUCAACCAAACCCACACACAUGACAACCACCACCAUUGCUUCAGCAGAACCCACAAUCACGUCAGCCAUCACCAUCGCUUCAACUGAACCCACAACCUCGACAGCCACCACCAUCGCUUCAUCAGAACCCACAACCUCAACAGCCACCACUAUUGCUUCAGCAGAACCUACAACCACAUCAGCCACCACCAUCGCUUCAACUGAACCCAAAACCUCGACAGCCACCACCAUCGCUUCAACAGAACCUAUAACCACAUCAGCCACCACCAUUGCUUCAGCAGAACCUACAACCACAUCAGCCACCACCAUCGCUUCAACUGAACCCACAACUUCGACAGCCACCAGUAUUGCUUCAGCAGAACCUACAACCACAUCAGCCACCACCAGCGCUUCAACUGAACCCACAACUUCAACAGCCACCAAUAUUGCUUCAGCAGAACCUACAACCACAUCAGCCACCACCAGUGCUUCAACUGAACCUAUAACCUCGACAGCCACCACCAUUGCUUCAACAGAACUUACAUUAGCUACCAUCAUCACUUCAACAGAACCCACAACCUUGACAGCCACCACCAUCGCUUCAACUGAACCCACAACUUCGACAGCCACCACUAUUGCUUCAGCAGAACCCACAACCUUGACAGCCACCACCAUCGCUUCAACUGAACCCACAACUUCGACAGCCACCACUAUUGCUUCAGCAGAACCCACAACCACAUCAGCCACCACCAUCGCUUCAACUGAACCCACAACUUCGACAGCCACCAAUAUUGCUUCAGCAGAACCUACAACCACCACCAUCGCUUCAACAGAACCCACAACCUCGACAACCGUCACUAUUGCUUCAACAGAACCUACAACCACAUCAGCCAUAACCAUUCCUUCAACUGAACCCACAACCUCGACAGCCACCACUACUGUUUCAACACAACCUACAACCAUAUCAGCCAUCACUAUUGCUUCAACUGAACCUACAACCUCAACAAUCACCACAAACGCUUCAACUGAACCCACAACCUCAACAGCCACCAGCAUUGCUUCAGCAGAGCCUACAACCUCAACAACCACCACAAACGCUUCAACUGAACCCACAACCUCGACAGCCACCACUACUGUCUCAACACAACCUACAACCACAUCAGCCACCACCAUCGCUUCAACACAACCUACAACCACAUCAGCCACCACCAUCGCUUCAACAGAACCCACAACAUUAGCCACCACCAUCACUUUAACAGAACCCACACCCUCAACAGCCACCACCAUUGCUUCAGGAGAACCUACAACCACAUCAGCCACCACCAUCGCUUCAACGGAACCCACAACCUCGACAGCCACCACCAGUGCUUCAACAGAACUUACAACUUUAGCCACCACCAUCACUUCAACAGAAUUCACAACCUUGACACCCACCACCAUCACUUCAACGGAACCCACAACCUCGACAGACAUCACUACUGUUUCAACACAACCUACCACCACAUCAGCCACCACCAUCGCUUCAACAGAACCCACAACCUUGACAGCCACUAGCAUUGCUUCAGCAAAGCCUACAACCACAUCAGCCACCACCAUCGCUUCAGCAGAACCCACAACCUUGACAGCCACCACUAUUGCUUCAGCAGAACCUACAACCACAUCAGCCACCACCAUCGCUUCAACAGAACCCACAACCUUGACAGCCACUAGCAUUGCUUCAGCAAAGCCUACAACCACAUCAGCCACCACCAUCGCUUCAGCAGAACCCACAACCUUGACAGCCACCACUAUUGCUUCAGCAGAACCUACAACCACAUCAGCCACCACCAUCGCUUCAACAGAACCCACAACCUUGACAGCCACUAGCAUUGCUUCAGCAAAGCCUACAACCACAUCAGCCACCACCAUCGCUUCAGCAGAACCCACAACCUUGACAGCCACCACUAUUGCUUCAGCAGAACCUACAACCACAUCAGCCACCACCAUCGCUUCAACAGAACCCACAACCUUGACAGCCACUAGCAUUGCUUCAGCAAAGCCUACAACCACAUCAGCCACCACCAUCGCUUCAGCAGAACCCACAACCUUGACAGCCACCACUAUUGCUUCAGCAGAACCUACAACCACAUCAGCCACCACCAUCGCUUCAACAGAACCCACAACCUUGACAGCCACUAGCAUUGCUUCAGCAAAGCCUACAACCACAUCAGCCACCACCAUCGCUUCAGCAGAACCCACAACCUUGACAGCCACCACUAUUGCUUCAGCAGAACCUACAACCACAUCAGCCACCACCAUCGCUUCAACAGAACCCACAACCUUGACAGCCACUAGCAUUGCUUCAGCAAAGCCUACAACCACAUCAGCCACCACCAUCGCUUCAGCAGAACCCACAACCUUGACAGCCACCACUAUUGCUUCAGCAGAACCUACAACCACAUCAGCCACCACCAUCGCUUCAACAGAACCCACAACCUUGACAGCCACUAGCAUUGCUUCAGCAAAGCCUACAACCACAUCAGCCACCACCAUCGCUUCAGCAGAACCCACAACCUUGACAGCCACCACUAUUGCUUCAGCAGAACCUACAACCACAUCAGCCACCACCAUCGCUUCAACAGAACCCACAACCUUGACAGCCACUAGCAUUGCUUCAGCAAAGCCUACAACCACAUCAGCCACCACCAUCGCUUCAGCAGAACCCACAACCUUGACAGCCACCACUAUUGCUUCAGCAGAACCUACAACCACAUCAGCCACCACCAUCACUUCAACAGAACCCACAACCUUGACAGCCACCACUAUCGCUUCAACAGAACCCAGGACCUCGACAACCACCACCAUUGCUUCAGCAGAACCUACAACUAUAGCAGCCAGCACCAUUGCUUCAACCGAACCCACAACCUCAAUGGGCAUCACCAUUGCUUCAAUACAACCUACAAUUACAGCAGCCAUCACUAUCACUUCAACUGAACCCACAACCUUGACAGCCACCACAGUCACUUCAUCAGAACCUGUAGCUUAG
This is a messenger RNA of Hyaena hyaena (striped hyena), 3735 nucleotides long. RefSeq names its product dynactin associated protein (gene DYNAP). NCBI's taxonomy places the organism in Eukaryota, Metazoa, Chordata, Mammalia, Carnivora, Hyaenidae. The transcript has 4 exons. The record is from RefSeq and is a predicted model, not a curated record. Bases 1 to 3735 code for a protein of 1244 amino acids.